This is a messenger RNA of Platichthys flesus (European flounder), 2565 nucleotides long. Its product is annotated as ATP-binding cassette sub-family D member 2-like. Gene Ontology annotation, cellular component: peroxisomal membrane. The coding region runs from base 163 to 2373 and encodes 736 amino acids. Gene Ontology annotation, molecular function: long-chain fatty acid transmembrane transporter activity; ATP hydrolysis activity; ATP binding. Gene Ontology annotation, biological process: peroxisome organization; fatty acid beta-oxidation; long-chain fatty acid import into peroxisome. The transcript is spliced from 10 exons. NCBI's taxonomy places the organism in Eukaryota, Metazoa, Chordata, Actinopteri, Pleuronectiformes, Pleuronectidae. The record is from RefSeq and is a predicted model, not a curated record.
AGGUGCUAAAAGGAGCAGGAUGUAACGGUGCAGGAAUCGGACUCGCUUCGAACCAUACAGCCGUCAGGAGUCCGUCUCUGGGUUCAUGUCGACGCGGAGAGUCGGCCUCGGGUGAUGGCUGAUGUAUGCACCGUCGGCAGGGUCCACUAACGGUUAAACAACAUGUCCAACUUCCUCGAUGCGGCGGCCAGAGUCAGAUGGGACCGCACGGCUGCGGCCAAGCGAGCCGUGUUUCUCGCUGCAGCCGCUUACGGCAUCAAAACACUGUACCCCAUCAUCUGCAGGCAGCUGAGCAAAGGGACCGAUCCCGGGAGGAGCCGGCUCUCCAAGGCGGAGAAUGGAUCGACGUGUUCGGGAAAAGAGAAGCCGGAUACAGUUGCUCUCAGGAAGACGUCGCCGGGGGUGAAUGCGGCGUUUUUCAAGCAGAUCCUCGAACUUGGUAAAAUACUCUUCCCUAAGCUCGUCUCGAAAGAGCUGGCGCUUCUUUCCCUUCACUCGCUGGCGCUGGUGUCCAGGACGUUUUUGUCCAUAUACGUGGCGAGCCUGGACGGUAAGAUUGUGAAAACCAUCGUGGAGAAGGAGCCCCGGAGAUUCAUUCUGCAGCUGAUCAAAUGGCUCCUCAUCGCCAUCCCGGCCACGUUCGUCAACAGCGCCAUCCGGUUCCUUGAGUGCAAGCUGGCUCUGGCCUUCCGCACCCGGCUGGUGAACCAUGCGUAUCAGACCUACUUCACCGACCAGACCUACUACAGAGUCAGCAACAUGGACGGGAGGCUGGCCAAUCCGGACCAGUCCCUAACCGAGGACGUGAUGAUGUUCUCCCAGUCGGUGGCUCACCUCUACUCCAACCUCACCAAGCCCAUCUUGGAUGUGGUGCUCACCUCCUACACGCUGAUCCAGACCGCCAGGUCCCGGGGGGCAAACGCCACCGGGCCGACCCUGCUGGCUGGGCUCGUGGUGUUCGCCACAGCGAAGGUGCUGCGCGCCUGCUCGCCCAAGUUCGGUAAACUGGUGGCUGAGGAGGCUCACAGGAAGGGCUACCUGCGCUACGUGCACUCCAGGAUCAUCGCGAAUGCUGAGGAGAUAGCUUUCUACAGGGGUCACAAGGUGGAGAUGCGUCAGCUGCAGAAGUGCUACCAGGCUCUGGCAGACCAGAUGAACCUGAUCCUCUCCAAGCGUCUCUGGUAUAUCAUGAUCGAGCAGUUCCUCAUGAAGUAUGUGUGGAGCAGCAGCGGCCUCAUCAUGGUCGCCGUGCCCAUCAUCACAGCCACCGGCUUCGCUGACAAUGAAACAGCCGAUGGUCAGAGGCAUGUGAGAGUGAGUGAGAGGACGGAGGCUUUCACCACGGCGCGUAACCUCUUGGCCUCAGGGGCCGAUGCCAUCGAGAGGAUCAUGUCCUCCUACAAAGAGAUCACAGAGUUGGCAGGCUACACUGCACGGGUCCACAACAUGUUCGAGGUGUUCGAGGACGUCCAGAGGGGGGUUUACAAGCGCUCCACGCUAUCGCUCACAACUGAAGCAGAGAAAAAGAGUAAACCUGAGAUGCACAUAGAUGGACCGCUGGAGAUAAAGGGUGAAGUGAUAGAUGUGGACCAAGGCAUUGUGUGUGAAAAUGUACCAAUCAUCACACCCAACGGGGAUGUAGUGGUGUCUUGUUUGAAUUUUAAGGUGGAGGAGGCCAUGCACCUAUUGAUCACGGGGCCUAACGGCUGCGGGAAGAGUUCUCUGUUCAGGAUCCUCAGUGGCCUGUGGCCUGUUUACAGCGGCCGAUUAUACAAACCAUCUCCUCAGCAUAUGUUCUACAUACCUCAGAGGCCCUACAUGUCCAUGGGUUCACUGCGGGACCAGGUGAUCUACCCAGACUCCGUGGAGGACAUGGCUGCCAGGGGCAUGAGUGACAAAGACAUAGAGGCCAUCUUGGACAUUGUCAACCUCAACCAGAUUGUCACAAGAGAGGGAGGUUGGGAUGCUGAGCUGGACUGGAAAGAUGUGCUGUCGGGGGGCGAGAAGCAGAGGAUGGGCAUGGCGCGCAUGUUUUACCACAGGCCUAAAUAUGCCCUUCUGGAUGAGUGCACCAGCGCUGUGAGCAUUGACGUGGAGGGAAAGAUUUUCCAGGCUGCCAAGGAUGCCGGCAUCUCCCUGCUCUCCAUCACGCACAGACCCUCCCUGUGGAAGUACCACACUCACCUGCUGCAGUUUGACGGCGAGGGAGGCUGGCGCUUCGAGCAGCUGGACACAGCGACGCGCCUCACCCUCACCGAGGAGAAGCAGCGGCUGGAGUCGCAGCUGGCCGGCAUUCCCAAGAUGCAGCACCGGCUCAACGAGCUCUGCAAGAUCCUGGGAGACGACUCUGUCCUUAAAACAGCCGAGGAGUGAGAGAGUGAGAGAAAUGAGAGGGGGGAGGCAGGGGCCCAGAUGGGACAAAGACACUAGGGUGGGAGCAGAAGAAGAAGUGAAGUGAGACGGAGAGGGGAGAGUGUGUGAGAUUGAGAGGCAAUGAAUGAAAAAAUAAAUCUGGAGGGGGCUGUUUUUUUUGUUUAGCUCCGAGCCCCCUCUGACAAAGCAGGA